UUUUUGAAAGAAUUAACAUAAUAAACAUGGGUUGCUGACUUGACACUGAAGAUGACAAGAUUACAGACAGGCCUUACUACUCAUUAGAUAUCAGCAUUCGUUGAUGGGCAAGGGAAACUCAUGGUCUUUAUGACUAUGACAAUAAUAGCCUGGAAGAGCAGUUCCUCAGGAUCAACAAUACCUGUUCUAUUGUUAAUGAUUAUGAUACCAGAGUUGACGGAGUGGCCCCUCGAGACGCUAUUGUUGAGAAGAUAAAAACCCUUUUUAUCGCUACCUUCAAGAAUGGAAAAUAUUGGGUGUACCACUCUCAGGAUUUCACUGAAGAAGAAAAAUUAAAGAACCCUGUUGAUCAAGUCUGGAUCUCCCUUCGAAAUGCUGUUCCAGCCGUUUUCCCAGGAAGGUACAAUAAAUACCUUGGUUAUAGACUUGCUGAAGGCGAUAUUGUCAAGUUUGGCAGAGUGCGGUUCAAAAUUAAAUAAGUUAGGGAAUUGCAAGCUUAACAAAAUCGAACAAGAAAGGAUCAUUAAAUAUAACUCUCAAUUCGACGUGAGUAUGAAUGAGAGAUUGCUAAAUAGGUUAACUAAUAGAGUCAGCCGUAGAACAGAACAGCUCUCUAGGUCAAAAAGUAUCGAUUCUAACAUCUCUCCCUAUAAUUCUAUUGAUGGAGAGAGCAUUCAGGAAAAUAUUCAUGAGAAAAUUGCCAAAAUAAGAGACACAGAAGGGGAUAAAGAUUUUAACAAAAUUCGGAAAGAGGCUCAGUGAAGAAUUUGACUUGGCGAGGAAGAGGAUGAAGAGAUUGAAGAAAAUCCUCUUAUCUCUCCUUGAAAAUGUACCGGAACUCUGCAAUACAUACAUCUCGAUUGUUUAAAAUAAAUGGCUAGAUAGUAAAAUACAUACAAAGCUCACUGAAUUCACUUUUUCAUAUAACUGGAAAAACCUUGUUUGAGAAUUAUGAGGAAUGCGCUUAAAGGAUAAUUAUAUAAUCAAUGGUAAGGAAACCUAUGUCUUGGAUUAUCUCAGACCAGACAGUGGAUGCUAUAUGAUUCUUGAAUCAUACACCAACACUCCACACAAAACAAUUCAUGUUCUUGUGAGUAAUAAAAGAAAUAAUCCUUACAAUGCUGACAUUGAGUAUUGUGUGGGAAGAUCUAAUGAAGCAGCUGUCAGAAUCACUGACAUCAGUGUUUCUCGAAUCCAUUCCUCUAUUACGUAUUCCGAAGGAGAUUAUUACGUCAGAGAUGAGGCAGCUAAAUUUGGAACUCUUAUCUACCUUAGAGAUCCUGUGGCUGUCCCUAAGCGAAGGUCUUUUGAACUUAACCUCCAGCUAGGGAGAUUUGCAGCAAAAAUAAAACCUUAUAGAGAUGAAAGAGUAUCUGACAACGAAAGUGAGAUAGGCCUAGAACCAACUUAUGAAGAAGACUGUCCCUAUUUACCCAAAGGUUUACUUGAUUUUCUAGAAAAUCAAUCUGUGAAACUAGGUCUUCAAAACUUCCCAACAAGGUUUGACGAUCUUCAGAAGAUCAGAGAGGAUGAGAUUAAGAACUAUGAAAAAGAUAGUGAAGAUACUUCAUCUGUUGAGAAUAAUCAACGUGAAACUGCAAUGAUGUUUAAUACCGUAAGAGAUACAAACAUAGAAACUAGUCAACCUCUUGGUCCGAAUCAAACCAAUACUCAAGCUCAAAGGAGAAACUCAGAUCUUGAAGUUACUUUGGACCAAGCAAGCCAGAAUAUUCAAGAAAUGAACUUGGAAGGUAUAGAUAGAAGAAUUCUAGCGCCAAGAAGAAUGAACACUUCUGAAAAUAAUUCUGAGAGAGGAGAUGAGGAUAGAGGAACUUCUGCUAGGUUAAAUUUACAGACUGAGCUUGGUAUUAUUGCUAAUAACCAAACCACGAAUCCUUCUCCUAUGAUAAGCAACCCUGGAAUUCAUGAUUCUAUAACUAACUCUUUACGAGACCGCUCUAUUCAAGGAACAGGACACUCUAUUGAUACUAGUUUGAAUAAUAAGAAAGACAAGAAGAAGGAACCUCUUAAGAAAAAGAAAUCUCUACGCCAAACCAGAGCAAGAAUGAUGAAUCUCACCCUCGGUAAUGAGGGAGACGAUUCUGAAGGAUCAAACAGGAUUGAAGAAAGAAAAUCAGAACUUGAUGAAGAAUCUGACCCUCCUGAAGAACAAUGGGCUGUCCCUCCCGAAGAGAAUAACCGAAUACAAGCUUUCGAACCCCUUGAUAGCCCGAAUCGAGGUUCCGAAAAUGCUGAACACUCCACUCCCGAAAGAAAUCGCUCUGAAGCUUAAUAUUUUUAUAAAUUUAAACUAUUUCAACUUGCCAA
Messenger RNA from Moneuplotes crassus, 2328 nucleotides. The record is from the annotation of a GenBank genome assembly. NCBI's taxonomy places the organism in Eukaryota, Ciliophora, Spirotrichea, Euplotida, Euplotidae.